Messenger RNA from Penaeus chinensis, 4094 nucleotides. RefSeq lists its product as uncharacterized. The coding region runs from base 536 to 3685 and encodes 1049 amino acids. The transcript is spliced from 6 exons. The record is from RefSeq and is a predicted model, not a curated record. Lineage: Eukaryota; Metazoa; Arthropoda; Malacostraca; Decapoda; Penaeidae.
UUCAAUCCUAAAACCUAAAUGCGAUGAACACGUGAACGGCAACACUGUUCGACACUAAAUGUUUAUUUUGUCGCUAAAAAAAACUAUGAUCUCACUUCUACAUUCAGUCUGUUACUAUCUCUUCGUACGACAUACACACGCAUACGUAUUCAUUGUAUUGCAUAUACGCCUUGCUGUAUAUAUAAAGAAAAUUGGGGGAAAAGAGUAUUGGCACUAAUCCCACACGCUGCGCCGGGCACAGUGCAGUGCAGCCCGUGAAGAAGACUGUCGUCGUCCAGUGGUGUUCCGUUUAGUGAAUGAUUCUUCUAUUAAUUGGCAUGGGAGAUGGAGGAAUCACGUAUUUCCAGUUGUCUCCUGCAUACGCUUUAAAACCGCGUGCUCUCUGUAUCAAAGAGAGAAAGUGAAGUUGAUCAACUGAAGAAAACGAAAGAGGCAGCGGCGCCAGGGAGUGUGUGCGCAGACGGGACUUUUGGUACCGAGGCGUGGACAGGGAGCGACAACAGAUCCUUAACAGCCCUAAGAACAGAACUUUAAGAUGGCAACACAACAGCAACCCUCCAGACCAACCCAGCUCACAAGGCACACGGUGAAUGGCUUCCGGUACCAAGUAGCUGUGAUCACAAAAGGGCGCGCAGUGUUUGUGCAGGCGGUUGAGUGGCUGUACCAAGGGGGGCCGUGUGUUAAGAGUCAUUUCCUUAGUUUGGGAAACUCGAGAGCAGACUACAAGCGGAAGUUUAACAGUGAACAAAGGGCUCUGUUAGAAAAGGGUGCUCCGUUUAAGGAAUUUGACAUCUCUCUUCUCUACAACAUUCUUCAACUUAUGUGCGGACUGGCUGGCCCCAAGAACCCUGCUUGGACCUGUCCCCCUUCGGGUCAACCUUUGGAACAUCUGCUUCAUAAAUUAAAACUGAUGAGGAACCACAUUGCGCACACAAAUGAUGUCCAGGAGAUGUCGGACCAGGAGCUCUUAAAAAAGUUAAGAAAACUCAAAUGUUUAUUAUCCAGAAUCCUCCGACUGGCUGGGAACCGAUGCGGAGUACAUCCCCACAUAUUCCGUGAUCAGGUUUGGGAAAUCAAGCAGUAUUUCCAAGGACUUCUGCAGAAAGUUAGAGAACCUCUAGAAAGCAGUGACCUGAAUAACUUUCCACAGCUACAGCAAGAAAUAAGGGUGUUUCAGGAAGCGCUUAGGAACAAAAUAGAAGGAGAUAGUCGGCAGGAACUUCAUGGUCUCUACCCUCACCUGUGGGACGUGACUCUCGCUCAGUGGCUCUAUCCGGAUCUGAAAAUCCAACCUAGUCUAAAUUUCACCAACUUGGUAAUCGUGGAAGACACGUCCACUCUGUCGCCAUCUCAGGAGCAGAAGCAUCAGCCUUGCAACAUUUCCCACAAGAAUCUUCUGCAGGUUAAGCAGCGAAAUGGUCGCCUGCCUGAGGUGAUCAUAAUAUCAGGCGAAGGAGGAAUAGGGAAGACCACACUGCUGAAGCACAUGCUGGAGAUGUGGGUGAGAGAUCCUUCGCAAAUUGAGGGACUUCAAGACGUUUCACUCUUACUAUACUUGCAGCUGCGAGGCUGCACAAUCAGCAGUUGGAAUGACCUUCUCAUGAGUCUCCUUCAUAAUACAUUUCAGGGAUCUGGACUUACCAUUGAUGUUUUUGUUGAUCUGUUCCUUGCAAUGAACAUUGUUGUUCUGUUGGAUGGUUAUGAUGAGGUGAGCAAGAAGGCAAAGAAACUCAUUUCUGAUCUCUUAUGCUACCCGGGAAACAUGCGUAUUGUGAUAACCACAAGACCAGGCUGUGCAAAAGAACUAACUCAGAUAAUGAAGAAUAAAAGACAGGUGAUUAAUGUUGAAAUCAAGGGGAUACGGCGGGAAGACCGGGCGCCCUUCGUUGAAAACACUUUGGCUGCACUUGUGCAAGAUGUAAGCCGCAGGGAAAAGCUGAAGGAGAAGAUUGUCACAAAUCUGAAAACUAUUAAUUUGGAAAAGGGAACUCCAGACAUUCCUUUAACCCUCACGCUGGCAGUCAUACGUGAGGUUGAGGCACCAGGCCAGAGCUCCCCAGAUAUCUAUGGCGAUUUGACAGCCCUUAUGAUGGACAAGAUCAGGGAAAGACUGGCAAGAAAAGGCAUUCAUGGUGUCGAUGAAAAAGUAAAACAAUAUCAUGAAUUCCAGAAGGCGGUUGCUCUCCGAGGUCUCAAGAUACGUGAACAUGACCUGUUGUCAGAGACAGUAGAAGAUUUGAAAGCAAAAUGUGAGAGUCUAAAUUUGCCUUACAAGGAAAUAUUUUCUGGAUUUCUUGUCUCAAAGAAAUCCCGACAAGGUCUUUUUAUCACUAUUAUUUGGUCCUUCCCACACAAUCAGUUCCAAGAGUACUGGGCUGCUGGCUACAUAACGACAGAGCUGUCAGCAAUGCAGUUACCAGAUUUGGCAAAGAUACAAGAAAUACCAACUUUGACUGACAUUGAGAAAAGGAGAAAAAUUUCUAUGAGGGUAUUACCGUUUGAUGAAGAGAUCGUGGAACUCAUGUUGAAAAAUAAUCCUAUAUUGCAAAUUUAUGCAGAUGGAGUUGAGGAAGCAAAACGGCUGUCAUGGCUGAGUACAUCGACAGAGACUGUAAUAUUACUGGUAGAUAUUUUGUUUAAUAUUACUCGUAUUUUAGCAAUGUCACAUAAGGACCUACUAGACAAAGUUGCAACAGCUAUUAUCAGUUUAAUCUUAUACAUUGACCAACUAUCUCUAGAAGAAUGUGACAGAAUAUUCCAAAUGGUAAUGGUUUCAGAACAACAUCCAAAAAUAGUGGAAGUGUGUGCCAGGCUACUGAGAGAGCGAGACAUUCUGAGUAUAGGUGGGAAUUACCUGCCUGAACUUGUCCCUCUGGUCGACCACAUGAAGCCUUGCUCCCUGGAAAUAUUUACGGAAAAGAAAGAAGAAGAACUGCGUCCGAACCAGCAAAUUUACGCUCUCGAAAAGUUGGCUAAAAAGGACAUAAGAAUUAGCCUUCACAUUCGUUCGAUAUGGGACACUGAAAUGUCUGAGACCUGUCUCAAGAUAUUCACUUGUCGAGGAACUUUGGCCCAACUGAUUAAGUUUAAUGGCUCUUUGGCGGCGUCAGCCAUGGACCUCCUCCCAGAGAGCCUCGGAGAGCUAAAAACCUAUUCUGACAGGGAAGGGAUGAUGGCUUUGCUCAAGAGGCUUCCUCUCCUGCGGAAACUUCAUGACUUGGACUUCUCUGGAUCACUGACAAAAGCCGAGAUAGAGCUUCUGCCAAAAGUCCUUCAGCAGUUAGAUGUCACAACAGAUGGGGAAGGCCUGCGGGCCCUUGCUAGGAGGCUGCCGCAUCUCAAGUGUCUUUACUGCCUAGAAAUAUGCCUGCUGGAUUGUCCCGCGCCUGACACACUGCUUGCCUUGCCAUACGAAGGGUUCUUGAAGCUGAACCUGCGGAAGGUCUCCCCCCCACAUUGGCUGUGGGUGUGCGACGCCCUGCAGGUGCUCCUGACCACGCGAACGGAGAAGGCCCUUGUCCUGUUCCCUCCUUGCUGCGAUGAAAUUUUCGAGACGAUUGAAGAAGAGCUGAUCCGACGCGAGACGAUCAGCGUCCGGUCCUUCGUGUCUUGGCCAAAGCAGAUUAAUAUCGAAAGGAAAAAAGGACCAAAAGUAUCCGGAAGAGGUUACUGCACUGUGACCUAAGAGGAGCCACCGAAGGAAGUCCUGAGAGACAGGCGGAGAGAUAGACCUACAGCUGCAAGGCAAUGCAAGGCAGGGAGCACAGAGAAGUAAAUGAAGUUGAGAUAAAGUAAUUGACUGAUGGGAAGCGAUGGAGGCCCAACAAAGACUAGGGAUACCGAAGGAACCGCAAUAAAGAAUAGGAAUAGGGAGCGAAGGAGACUCGAUAAAGAACGGAUGAAAGAAUGGAACCCAGUAGUCUCCCUUCCCCCAGCAGUGCCAUGUAGUCUUCUCUUCUUUUUCCACACAAGUCUAUUUGUGCUACACAGUCCUCUCAUUAUUUAUAUUUUUGUGCCAAACUCUGUGUCAUGCAGUCUCUCUCUCUCUCUCUUUCUCUCUCUCUCUCUCUCUCUCUCUCUCUCUCUCUCUCUCU